Eremothecium sinecaudum is the source of this 1797-nucleotide messenger RNA. Its product is annotated as HDL444Wp. Gene Ontology annotation, molecular function: double-stranded DNA binding; damaged DNA binding; telomeric repeat DNA binding. The transcript has a single exon. Gene Ontology annotation, biological process: cellular response to X-ray; telomere maintenance; double-strand break repair via nonhomologous end joining. NCBI's taxonomy places the organism in Eukaryota, Fungi, Ascomycota, Saccharomycetes, Saccharomycetales, Saccharomycetaceae. Bases 1 to 1797 code for a protein of 598 amino acids. The record is from RefSeq and is a predicted model, not a curated record. Gene Ontology annotation, cellular component: Ku70:Ku80 complex; nucleus.
AUGUCUGCAGAAAAGCCAGAUUUCCUCAAGAGUAUUCUUGACUCGGCCCCGCUGCAUCCGGAUGAUAAAAGACACCUGACCUUUAACGCUCAUGAAGGAAUUGCUUUCUGCAUUGAGCUGUCCAGUUCUAUGUAUGACCCAUGUAAAGAACUGGAUGGCAAACCACAGCUACUUGAGAUCCUUGAAUCCCUAUUCGAGCUCAUGGAGCAGCUGGUAGCUGUGAUGCCAGAUACAGGUGUUGGUUGCUAUUUCUUCCACUGCGCACAUUCAGAAUCGAAACAGGGAAUCUACGAGUUAUUCCCUCUAAGGGACAUUAAUGUCAAGAAUAUGAAGAAGCUCUAUAAAAUGCUUGAAUCACUUAGACUUGGAUACAGCUCAUUGGAGAAGGAAUUGCCAUUUGAUGACACUCUGCCUUCUACUUUAGAUGCUGUAUUUUCCCAAGUGAGAGACCAAUUUCUCCUAGACCUCCCUGGUCAACGCAUGUACACCAAUAAAAAGCUAUUUCUGUUCACCGAUAAUGACAAACCAACCGACUCCAAGGACUUAGAAUCCCGUACCCGUCUUAGAAAGGUUGUGGAUGACCUUAACGACUACUAUAUUAAUUUUACCACAUUUUUUAUAGGAUCUGAACAUCCCUUCGACGAAUCUUUUUAUGCUGACAUACUGAAGCUCGGCUCAACCACAAUUCCGGACUAUACUGGACCCAGCACGCUUCCUAUUUCAGCUAGCUACAUUCGAUCUAAGGUUCUAAGGAAGAAAGAAGUAAAACGUCUCAGAUAUAGCUGUAUGCUGACACUUAACGAGGAAGCGGGCUUCCAUGUGGCCGUUAAAGGCUAUGCUUUAGUGUCUAACGAACGUCCUGGAGCUCGUUAUAGGUACGUAUACCAAUUCGAGCAUGUCCAGAAGGAAGCCUUCUCUCGUAGGUCCUACCUUGACCCUCUGACGGCACAGGAAUUGAAACCAGACGACCUAAAAAGAGCCUACCAGAUUGGUGACGACUAUCUAGAGUUCUCAGAAAAAGACCAGCGCUUGAUGGCAAGCAGCUAUUCCCCCACAGAACUGCCGUUUCUCAACCUACUUGGUUUCUGCUUAGCCGCGGAGGCUGUCCACCUAUAUGAUAAUAUACAGCACGUGACUUUUGUGACUCCAAACGAUUCCGUGUAUGAAGGGUCUUCCGCAGCACUAUCCGCCCUAUACAGAUCUCUCCUAAAGAAGCAGCUUGUUGGCAUAAUAUGGGGUAAGCUUCGCACGACCUCCAUGCCUGCCCUGUUUGCAUUUGUCCCAGUGCAGCCAAGAGAAGGAAACAAGCAAACAACUCGUUUUAGCGAGGGUUUUUAUCUCAUACGCUUGCCAUUUCAGGAGGAACUCCGAAAGUUCCCAACACCAGUGCAAACGUCAUCAUCAACUCUACUCCACAGCCAGGACUAUCCUGUUUUUCGUAAAAUUUCGAUGCGAAUCAUUGAUCACCUCGUGCUCAGCUCCUCCUACGUACCUGCACAAUUCAAAAACCCCGCCAUAGCAGCCCACUUCCGCGUGCUGGCAGAGCAUCUAUUUGAAGAAGCAUCGGAGGAUAGUGUGAAAGAUGGACAUAAACGUAACCUUGAGAAGAUACAGGAACUUGAUAAUACUGUUACACGUUUACAGGCACUUCGGAAUAGAGUAAUGGCAGACGCGGAAUCUGCACUAGCAAGAUAUUUGAAGCAUUGGAAUGCCUUCUACAACCGGCAGGGCAAACAGCCCGGUGGCUCUUCUUCAGGAUCUUCAAGUGCGCGAUACACUAAACGGAAGAAGCCAUGA